CUGGGGCUUUCAGUUCUGAUAAGCAGCGUGGAAAAAAAACAGCGGAAAGAAACAUGGCUUCCUCUGUGAGAAAAGCAGGCCAUGACAUCGAAACGCGAAAUCGGACCGAGGACGUGCUCCUGUCGGAGGGCAUCGACUUCAGCUCUCUGUUGUUAUCGCAGCCCGUUCUGGACGGACUGUCCGCUGCUGGUUUCCAGAAACCUUCGCCGAUACAACUCAAGGCGAUCCCGCUCGGCCGAUGUGGACUCGAUUUAAUCGUACAAGCCAAGUCUGGCACAGGAAAGACAUGCGUGUUCUGCACCAUCGCUCUGGACUCUCUGAUCCUGGAGAACUCUGCCACUCAGGUUCUUGUUUUGGCUCCCACGCGGGAAAUAGCGGUGCAGAUCCACUCAGUGGUCAUGGCCAUCGGCUGUGCCAUGGAGGGCCUGGAGUGCCACGUUUUCAUCGGGGGCAGGCCUGUGAGCCAAGACAAAUCCCACCUGAAGAAGUGUCAUAUAGCUGUGGGGUCACCUGGUCGCAUCAAACAGCUGAUCGAGCUGGGCAUGCUGUCCACUGCCAGCAUCCGACUGUUUGUUCUGGAUGAAGCUGACAAACUGCUGGAGGAGGGGAGCUUCCAGGAGCAAAUCAACUGGAUCUUCUCAGCUCUGCCCGUCAACAAACAGAUGCUGGCACUUUCUGCCACAUACCCAGAAUCCCUGGCUCAACACCUUACCCGCUACAUGAACGAGCCUACUUUUGUUCGACUCAAUCCUAAAGACAUGGGGCUGAAAGGUCUGAAGCAGUUUUACAAGCUGGUGCCUUCCCAUCCUCUUCCUCACAAGAUUUUUGAGGAGAAAGUGCAGCAUUUACUGGAACUGUUCAGUAAAAUUCCAUUCAACCAAGCUUUAGUGUUUUCCAACCUGCACACACGGGCGCAGCACCUGGCAGACAUCGUGUCCUCCAAAGGCUUACCUGCUGUCUGCAUAUCAGGUGGACUCAGUCAGGAUCAGAGACUGGAAGCCAUGUCAAAACUGAAGCAAUACCAGUGCAGAGUGCUCAUCUCCACUGACCUGACGUCCAGAGGAAUCGAUGCUGAGAAAGUAAACCUGGUUAUAAACCUGGACGUGCCGCAGGAUUGGGAAACUUACAUGCACAGGAUCGGACGGGCUGGGCGCUUUGGCACUCAUGGGCUGGCUGUGACCUACUGUUGCCAUGGUGAAGAAGAAAACAAGAUGAUGGCCAUCGCUCAGAAAUGUGGUCUUAGUUUGCAUGCUCUGCCAUUGGUGUUGGAGCCUGGGCUGAUGGAUGAGUCCUGUGACUGGGAUGUCUGUGCAGAUGCUUCCAUCCCAGUGCCCGCAUGCUUGCUGUCAUCCAAAACCGAAAAAAAGAGGACAUCAAAGAGUGCAGUCCCUGCGUCUGAUCAGAGGAAGGAUCAAGCUCGGCAGCAGAAGAGUCAAAUUAAGGCUGACAAGAUCCGUCAAGCACCCAAGAAAGAGCUUUAUGCUGAAGAAAAUGCAGGGAGCGCUGUGCUAACACAGAAACCCAAAGUAGCACCGACUCGAAAGGAGCAGCAGGAUGCUCUCCCCAAGAUCCCUCCUCUGAGUUCAUUCAAGAACUGCAGGUUGAAGUUUAUGACUUUUCAGGAGGCUGAGCGGGACUUUCACACCUUCAUCACCACAGGGUUGGGGAGAUCCGUUGAGGUAAUAAGAGAGUACGGAGGCCGAGACGGUAGCGAUGUGCAGAGGGAGUCUGUCAUGCUCCAUGAAGAUGGAACUCAAAGUUUAUCAAAAUACAGUGAAGAGUUGAAAUCUAGUUAUUGCCCUCAGAGGUCAGCUUCUGUUUCCUCCUGCUCCCAGUCAGACAUGGAGGAUGAACCAGCAGAGUCUAAUCAAGCUGAGGGGAAAGUUGAAUGUAACACGGUCACUAAACCUCUGUUGGAAACUCCACCCCCUGUGCAGAAACCCCCACAGAUGGGCUGCUCAAGUGGGAGAACUUUGCCUCACCCCAAAAGCAGGGAUUCUGCAAGAAGCACCAGCUGGACUGCUCCAACAAAGACUCGCCGGGAAGAAGUGAAGAAAGAGGGGAAAAAGGACAAGAUGAAAGGGAAUCGGAAAAGAGAUGAAGAGGACUGCAUGGCCACGGAGGAUGAGUGCAGCUCUGAGGCAUACUGGGGAGCCUAUUGCAAAGCUUGGAGUGAUUACUAUAACUCUAUGCCUCAUUUUCAGCAGCAGGGCUAUCAGAGCUACUACAAUGUGGCUCACAGCUGGAUGGCAGCUUAUCGCAUGAAUGCAGUUUACAUGGAAGAACUCAUGAAGCACUGAAGCAGCAGUAAUGAUGAGGUUUGUUUGGAACAGAGCUUUUUGUCUGUUCAGCAGGAAUUUUUGUAAAGCUGAAGUUGUUUUCUAUUGACUUUGUCAUGUAUAUAAUAAAACAUCUCAAUUGCA
This is a messenger RNA of Oryzias latipes (Japanese medaka), 2423 nucleotides long. It is a transcript of the gene ddx20, whose product is annotated as DEAD (Asp-Glu-Ala-Asp) box polypeptide 20. Gene Ontology annotation, molecular function: ATP binding; nucleic acid binding; RNA helicase activity. The record is from RefSeq and is a predicted model, not a curated record. Lineage: Eukaryota; Metazoa; Chordata; Actinopteri; Beloniformes; Adrianichthyidae.